Molecule: messenger RNA, 2051 nt
Organism: Zootoca vivipara (common lizard)
Lineage: Eukaryota; Metazoa; Chordata; Lepidosauria; Squamata; Lacertidae
Gene: SRGN
Product: serglycin
Source: RefSeq, a predicted model, not a curated record
GCAAAUCACUCUCUUUGCCCUGUUGCAUUUGCAAAGUAGCAGUGACAGUUGGAGGAGUACGGAGGCAUGCAGGCCAAAAUGCAGGUGCUUGUCAGACAUAACGGGAGGAUUUUCAUGGCGCUUUGUGUAAUCCUCUUUAUGGGAUGCACAGUACAAGGGGCUCCUGUUCAGUCCGGCCACUAUGCGUGGGUCAGGUGCAGACCUGGUGCCGGUUCUGCAAAUUGCAUUGAAGAGCGAGGGCUACGCUUUGUGAUUCCUGAUGGAAGUGCUAAUAUGAUCCUCCCUCCCAUGGCUGAUCCAAUGCUAAUGAAGAAAUUUCAAGACCACCCUGAACACUUUCUAGUUUCUGGAGAUGAGUAUGGAUCAGGAAAUGAAAUUGAACAAGAAUAUGGGUCAGGCAUCGAAUUUGACACAGAUGAUGCCACUAUUUCUGACCAGAUUACACCUGAUCCAAAUCUGAAGUUUAAACUAAAAGAUGAAGCUUUGUUUUUCCAAGAUAACAGACUGUAAUUUCUGUUAUGGCAAUUGCAAUCUAAUUUCUUGCAUGCUUUUGUGUUUUAUGAUUAAGUGAAAUGACACCCAGUCAAAAGUGUUAUAAAAACUAUCAAACAAACUAUAAAUGCCUUAAUUUUUUAGUGCUUCUCUUUGGCAUAAAAUGUGCUGAAAGUGAGCUUUCUCUUUUUUUUCAAGAUGUAAACUUGCCUUCCAAAAUUUGGAAUUUAUUUUUAGUUGUCAGAAAAUAGAAUCUGAACAUAUCAGUCAUUUGUUCAAAUAGCACUUAAGUUAAGGGGAAAUACCAUUUUUAAAAAGCAGCAACUUUGGUCACAUCCACAACAUAUGUUUAAAGCACAUGACUAUUCCCCAAAGAAUAUUGGGACCUGUAGUUUUGUGAAGAGUGUUGAGAAUUGCUGCUCUGUGAGGGGUAAACUACAGUUACCAGGAUUCUUUGGGAAGCCUUGUGCUCUAAAUGUCUGGUAUGAAUGUGAAAUGGAAUUAGGUAAUGUGAGGAAUGUGAGGCAAAUUUCUUCCAAUGCCUCACUUCCUUUUACUUGGCUUUUGACUUAGGGGUGGCCCACUCUUUAUAGCAACCCAAGGCAAGCCAGCAAGUGUGUGCCCCAUAGUCCUUGUGUGAUUCUCGACUAUCUGGAGACAUUCUACAUUUAGCCAUGGCGUUGGCCAUGUAAGAAGCAGUGAAAGAACCCAGACAUUUCCACUGCUUCGGGUUUGGUGCAAAUCCUUUGAAUUAUACCAUGCUACGGAGUUUCCUAGUCUGUAUAACACUUUUCAAAAGUUUCAUUAGUUUGCUGUUCUUUUAAAAAACUGGCAUUCUGGAUAGUGAUGGAGAAAUCUGUCAGUUUCUCAUUCUUCCCAUCUUAAAUUUAGAUCACCAAAAUUCUGCAUCAGUUUGCAUUAAAAAAGGAAAAAAACACCUUUACAAAAAAUUGUAUGCAUUUGUCCUAAUGUGGUGUAAACGCUUCUCCUAACAUACACAUUUUUUGCAAGCAAUUUCACCUAAUAUAAUGCAUUUUGUAUGCUAUUUUCACUAAUAAAAUGUAUAUAUUUUGGGGUACACCUUCCCUGGAUAUACACAUUUUAAACAUAUUUUCGAGUUGGAGAACUGUAUUGAAACAUUUGGAGAAAUAGAUAGGAAGUGAAGGAUAGCUGUGUCUUUGCGUAUUGUUUCAGGAAAUACAAAUUAGGUUGGUUCACAUUCAAAUGCAAACCAAACCAGAUUUCUUCCCCAUCCCUAAUGCCAGACCACAAAAUAGUUAUACUUACGUUCUAUCCCUUCUGGAAUUUGUUAUUUGCAAUAUGAGAAACUAUACUGCUUUAAUCACCCAAGUGUUCUUGUCCUGCUUCAGUUAUAUCAUCAUAAUGUGGCCUUGUGUUUGCAAAUCUGCACAUCCUGAAUCUUUUAUUCAUCUUAAAAGCAGCUACAGAACUUCUUUUAUAGUAUACUUUAAACUGCUUUCUAACUUUGCCCUGAUACCUGCAUUUAUUCAACCAUUAUUCUAUUAAAAUCUACAUGCAAUGAAAGACUCUUUUAUUUC